UGCACCGCCUCUUUCUCUGCCGCCUUGCUCAAUGCCAUUGACGAUGUUCAACCCUCUUUCACUCGCGAGCGCGCGGCCUGUCCUUGCCCAUGGAGCCCGGGGGCAUGCCCUUCGUUACCACAAGCGCACGCUCAUCACGCUCAAGGAUCACAAGUACACCGCCCACGCUACUGCGCGGGGCCAGGGCAGGAAUGGACAAGUCAAGUCCGAUGACGACCACGGACUCGAUCUGCGCCUCGCAAUGCCUAAAUCGCUCGGGGGUAAAGGCGAUGGGCAGAACCCCGAAAUGCUUUUUGCAAUGGGAUAUGCUGCCUGUUUUCUGAGCGCGAUGCAGCUCGUGGCAGGCAAGCUAGGCAAAGCGGAAAUGGCGAAGAACGCGGUGGUGCACACGCAGGUGCACGUUGGGGAGCCGAAGGAGAUGGAAGGAUUUGGGCUCGAGGUUGCGAUCCAGGUUGAGGGGGUGGAUGAGGAGCUCAUCAAGGCUGGGCAUGAGGCAUGCCCGUACAGUCGCGCGUUGAGCAAGGGCGUCGUUGUGAAAGUCUCGAAGGCGUAGAAUCUGUAUCGGCGGGCCCGGGUCUCUAGCGGUAUCGAACCUAGUCCCUCACUACUGCGGCAUUCGCGGCGGGAAGCGACGCAACGGUGUAUUGGUCGUGUCAGCCACCGUAUUCCUGGGAUGUGGCGGGGCUGAACGAUAUGCAAGCCGGUGUGUGGUGGGUACAUGCGGCCCCGAGCACCACAGUGGUGCCAGGCUGUGCCAGGCAGGGGGUGCCGCGCCCUCUUCUUGGUUGCGUUGUGGCGCGCACGGACGCCUUCUUGCCCGAUUGGGGAGCGCGCCAGUCACAAGGCGUGACCCAGGCGUGACUUCCCCGAUAUGAUCGUCGGGUCGCCGCCAAGAGGUUGUAGCCUGGAAGCUUUCGCGACGACUGGCCGGUGCUGAUUGGCUGUGCGGUCUGUGUUGCGCUCCAAUCUGUGCGUCACCGUCCAGGUCAUGGCCCUCGUAAGGAUGAGG
This is a messenger RNA of Rhodofomes roseus, 1009 nucleotides long. Its product is annotated as OsmC-like protein. Lineage: Eukaryota; Fungi; Basidiomycota; Agaricomycetes; Polyporales; Fomitopsidaceae. The transcript has 4 exons. The coding region runs from base 32 to 553 and encodes 173 amino acids. Gene Ontology annotation, biological process: response to oxidative stress. The record is from RefSeq and is a predicted model, not a curated record.